Molecule: messenger RNA, 3438 nt
Organism: Acomys russatus (golden spiny mouse)
Lineage: Eukaryota; Metazoa; Chordata; Mammalia; Rodentia; Muridae
Gene: Ipo4
Product: importin 4
Exons: 30
Coding region: 1-3246 (1081 amino acids)
Biological process (GO): protein import into nucleus
Cellular component (GO): cytoplasm; nucleus
Molecular function (GO): small GTPase binding; nuclear import signal receptor activity
Source: RefSeq, a predicted model, not a curated record
AUGGAGCCUGCGGAACUGGAGAAGAUCCUGAAGGAGCUGCUGCUACCUGACACCGAGCGCAUCCGCCGGGCUACGGAGCAGCUCCAGCUCGCCCUGAAGGACCCUAAUGCCUUGCCCGCGCUCUGCAACCUGUUGGCCUCAGCGACCGACCCUCAGAUCCGCCAAUUUGCAGCGGUCCUGACCCGCAGAAGGCUUAAUACCCGCUGGCGACGUUUGGCUCCUGAGCAGCGAGAGAGCCUCAAGUCUCUGGUCCUGACAGCCCUGCAGAAGGAGCCGGAGCAUUAUGUGAGUGUCAGCUUGGCCCAGCUCUCAGCCACCAUUUUUCGAAGGGAAGGCCUGGAAGGCUGGCCUCAGUUCAUGCACCUCCUGCAGCACAGUACCCACAGUUCCCACAGCCCUGAGAAAGAGGUGGGGCUUCUGCUACUGAGUGUGGUGGUGUCAUCCCAGCCUGAGGCGUUCCACCCCCACCAACGGGAGCUCCUUCAGCUUCUGGUCGAGACUCUGGGUGAAGUAGGCUUCCCUGGGGUGCUCUUCUACUCCCUGCGCACCCUGACUGCCUUGGCCCCCUACCUCAGGACUGAUGACGUGCCUCUGGCACGGAUGUUGGUGCCCAAACUCGUUAUGGCAGUGAGGACUCUAAUCCCCUUAGAUGAGGUAAAGGCCUGUGAGGCCCUGGAGGCCCUGGAUGAGCUGCUGGAGUCAGAGUUGCCUAUCAUCACUCCCCACCUCUCUGAGGUCCUCACGUUCUGUCUGGAGGUGGCUAAGAAUGUGGCCCUUGGUGAUGCAAUUCGUGUCCGUAUUCUCUGCUGCCUCACUUUCUUGGUUAAAGUCAAAAGUAAGGCCUUGCUGAAGAACCGCCUCCUGCCGCCCUUGCUGCACGCCCUGUUCCCUGUUAUGGCUGCUGAGCCGCCUAUGGGCCAACUGGAUCCUGAGGACCAAGAUUCUGACGAUGACGAGCUGGAGAUUGGGCUGAUGGGGGAGACUCCCAAGCACUUUGCUGUACAGGUUGUGGACAUGCUGGCACUGCACCUUCCCCCCGAGAAGCUCUGUCCCCAUGUGAUGCCCAUGCUGGAAGAAGCCUUGCGCAGUGAGGCCCCAUACCAGCGCAAAGCAGGCUUCCUGGUGCUGGCUGUGCUAUCUGAUGGUGCUGGUGACCAUAUCAGACAAAGACUGCUAUCCCCACUGCUGCAGAUCGUGUGCAAGGGCCUGGAUGACCCCUCACAGGUUGUGCGAAAUGCUGCUUUGUUUGCCCUGGGGCAGUUCUCAGAGAACCUACAGCCCCACAUCAGUAGCUAUUCUGAGGAGGUGAUGCCGCUGCUCCUUUCCUACCUGAAGGCAGUGCCCACGGGGAACACACACCACCUGGCCAAGGCCUGCUACGCCCUGGAGAACUUCGUGGAGAACCUCGGGCCCAAAGUGCAGCCCUACAUCCCAGAGCUUAUGGAGUGUAUGCUGCAGCCUCUGAGGAACCCCAGCAAACCCCGGACCAAGGAGCUAGCUGUGAGCGCCAUAGGGGCCAUCGCCACAGCUGCUCAAGACUCCUUGCUGCCCUACUUCCCCACUGUCAUGGAGCACAUCCGGGAAUUCCUGUUGACGGGCCAUGAGGACCUUCAGCUUGUGCAGAUCCAGAGCCUGGAGACGCUGGGGGUGCUGGCACGAGCUCUGGGAGACUCCAUGAAGCCCCUGGCUGAGGAGUGCUGUCAGCUGGGGCUGGGGUUGUGCAGCCAUAUUGAUGACCCUGACUUGCGGCGCUGCACGUACAGCCUGUUCGCAGCCUUGUCGGGGUUAAUGGGAGAGGGCCUGGCACCCUACCUGUCUCAGAUUACCACGCUCAUGCUGUUGUCACUGCGAUCCACCGAGGGCAUUGUGCCUCAGUAUGACGGCAUCAACUCCUUCCUUCUGUUUGACGAUGAGAGCGAAGAGGAAGAAGAGGAGGAGGAUCUCAUGGAUGAGGAUGUGGAAGACGAGGAAGACUCUGAGAUCUCGGGGUACAGCGUGGAGAACGCCUUCUUUGAUGAGAAAGAAGAUACCUGCACUGCCCUGGGGGAGAUCUCUGUGAACACCAGUGUGGCCUUCCUCCCAUACAUGGACACCGUCUUUGACGAGGUCUUCAAACUGCUGGAGUGUCCUCAUCUGAAUGUGCGGAAAGCAGCUCAUGAAGCUCUGGGACAGUUCUGCUGUGCGCUGCAGAAGGCCUGUCAGAGAAGCCCUUCAGACGCCAGCAGUGCUGCUCUGCAGCGUUCCUUGGCUCGGCUGCUGCCGUCUUACAUACAGGCUGUGAAAGUAGAAAGGGAACGGCCAGUGGUGAUGGCAGUGCUGGAGGCCCUGACAGAGGUGCUGCGCACCUGCGGGCCUCUCACGCUGCAGCCCCCUGGGCACCUCAAUGAUCUCUGCACCGUGCUCAAGACUGUGCUGCAGAAGAAGACAGCCUGUCAGAACACUGAGGAGGAUGAGGAUGAAGACGAUGACCAGGCAGAGUACGAUGCUAUGCUACUGGAGCACGCUGGAGAGGCCAUCCCUGCCCUGGCAGCCGCAGCCGGAGGCCACGCCUUCGCUCCAUUCUUUGCCAACUUCUUGCCAUUAUUGCUGUGUAAGAUGAAGCAGAGCUGCACAGUGGCAGAGAAGUCCUUUGCUGUGGGAACACUGGCAGAGUCCAUUCAGGCUCUGGGCUCUGCCUCAGCCCAGUUUGUGUCUCGGCUAGUCCCUGUGCUGUUAAACACUGCCCGGGAGGCAGACCCUGAGGUGCGGAGCAACGCCGUCUUUGGGCUGGGCGUCCUUGCAGAGCACGGGGGCAGCCCUGCUCAGGACCACUUCCCUAAGCUACUGGGCCUCCUCCUGCCCCUCCUGGCAAGGGAGCGACAUGAUCGGGUCCGUGAUAACAUCUGUGGGGCUCUUGCCCGCCUGCUGAUGGCCAGUCCAGCAAGAAAAGCAGAGCCCCAGGUGCUGGCUACCCUGCUACAUGCCCUGCCCCUGAAGGAGGACAUGGAGGAGUGGGUCACUAUAGGUCACCUCUUCAGCUUUCUGCACCAGAACAGCCCUGAACAGGUUGCAGAUGUGGCUCCGGAGCUCUUGCGCAUCUGCAGCCUGAUUCUGGCCGACAGCAGGAUCCCGCCAGACACCAAGACAGCACUGCUGCUGCUCCUGACAUUCCUGGCCGAACAGCACACCGACAGCUUCCAUGCAGCCCUGGGCUCGCUGCCUGCUGAUAAAGCUCAAGAACUUCAGGCCAUGCUGGGCCUCACUUAGACUGUAGGCUACAGCUGGGUCAGAGGGCCUGAAGACUACCUGUCAGCCCAGGUCCAGCUCACCUCACCAAAGACUCUGUCUAUUGGAAGCCAACCGUGCUUGCUGUCUUAACAGGGGUGUCUGGGGCUGGAUCUAUGACAAGCAGAGGUGUGACAUCAUACUGUAAUAAAGGCAGCUUGUUUUCUGCGUGGA